Messenger RNA from Metopolophium dirhodum (rose-grain aphid), 17561 nucleotides. RefSeq names its product sodium channel protein 60E (gene NaCP60E). Bases 620 to 7507 code for a protein of 2295 amino acids. Gene Ontology annotation, molecular function: voltage-gated sodium channel activity. The transcript has 36 exons. The record is from RefSeq and is a predicted model, not a curated record. Gene Ontology annotation, cellular component: voltage-gated sodium channel complex; plasma membrane. Gene Ontology annotation, biological process: neuronal action potential; membrane depolarization during action potential; sodium ion transmembrane transport. Lineage: Eukaryota; Metazoa; Arthropoda; Insecta; Hemiptera; Aphididae.
CGUCAUGGUGCGGUGGCCGUACGCGUACGCUCUGCGUUCGUCGACUCGCGUUCGUCCCGUCGUCCGCAGACGGUCCGCUUCCCCGCCUCGUCCGUCGCCCGCAACUUGUUGAUGACCGUCGAAGUCACCACCGCCGCGGGUUUUCCGCUCGUUUCCUCUCCUUGUUGCCGCCGGCGAUAUCAACGAUAAUAAUAAUAAUAAUAAUAUGUUAUAUCUCGACCGUCGUCCGCUGUUCGUUUAUCCUCGCGGUUUCGUGUCACCGUUUCCGAUACAAUGCCACGAUUUUACCGGAAAUCUUCCGGUAUUGUUUAGGGGACUUUAUUGGUCAUCGUUGACGACGACGACAACGGCGAUGACGGGAGAAUAGCGUUCAGCCAUCAAUGGACUAAAGACUGAAGCAAUAAUUGUAUAAAUGUUGCUAAAUAUAAGAAAAAAAAAAAAAAAAACAUGCGCGAUCGAGCGAAAACCCGCGAAAUGAACGCACGAAAUAUUAUAUUAUAUAAUCUCAUCACUCCACAGCGCAAUCCACCGGGCAGACCUGUUGUUAUAGCAAGACUUGGCGCGGCGUCGUAGAAAUAAACUGUACGAACGCGAACCUGUGAAAUAUAAUCUUCCGAUCAUGUUACCAAUCCGUUUACCUAAUACAAUAUUGGCAAGUCGUCGCCAGCAACCACCUACACCUAGCCCAACAGAACCUAAAGUACAAGUUCGGCCAUUAACGAAAGAUUCGCUGGAGACCAGACAACACGUUUCAACGUCUGUCGGGUAUGGUUACCAAACUCGAAAUAAAGUGAGCGUGUUAGAUGGAUCUGUGUUACCCAGCAAAUUUGAGCCGUUUCCUAGUGAGUUGUAUGGCAUGCCACUUGAAGAAAUUGACAAUUUUAUAUUUGAUGAGACGUUUUGCGUGGUAUCCAAAAGAUUUCGGAAGAAUUAUAUACACCGUUUCACAGCCACCCAGUCUUUCUUUAUGUUUUCACCUUGGAACUCGUUUCGGCAGCUGUGCAUAUACAUUUCUACUAAUCAAAUAUUCGACUAUGUGGUAAUGACCACUAUAUUGCUCAAUUGUGUCUUCCUAGCCAAAACAGAUUCAGUUGAAGAAGCUGAAUACAUUUUCUUGGCCAUCUAUACAGCCGAAAUGGUUAUCAAAACCAUAUCGAAGGGAUUUAUACUAAAUAAGUAUACAUACUUACGAAAUCCCUGGAACUGGCUGGAUUUCAUCGUCAUCACGUCGGGUUAUGCAACCAUCGGCAUGGACGUCGGAAAUCUAGCCGGGCUUCGUACGUUUCGCGUACUCAGAGCUCUGAAAACCGUAUCUAUAAUGCCAGGUCUCAAGACGAUCAUCAACGCUCUGUUGCACUCCUUUCGUCAAUUAGCUGAAGUCAUGACACUGACCAUAUUUUGUCUAAUGGUAUUUGCUCUAUUUGCGCUUCAAGUGUACAUGGGUGAAUUGCGGAAUAAAUGCGUCAUGAUUAACGAAGACAACGUGAAUUGGCUGAAAUGGAUAAAUAAAGAGCAAAACUGGCUGUCGGACAACGAAGGCAACCCAAUGCUAUGCGGCAACGUGACUGGGGCGAGACAUUGCCCAGUUGGUUACGUGUGCCUUGGUGUUGGCCCUAACCCCAAUCACGGCUACACGAAUUUCGACAAUUUCCUGUGGUCUAUGUUGACUACGUUCCAGCUAAUUACACUGGACUAUUGGGAAAACGUCUACAACAUUGUUUUGGCGACGUGUGGCCCGAUGAGCGUCAUAUUUUUCACAGUGGUGGUGUUCUUCGGUUCGUUCUACUUGAUCAAUCUGAUGUUGGCCGUCGUCGCCCUUAGCUACGAAGAAGAAGCGGAAAUAACGCAAGAGGAGAGGCGAAAAGACUUGACGGACUACCGGGACGAAUCGACGUUCAGUUUCGACCCAAGCCGCAUCCCAGUCAAGCAGCUGCAGGACCGACAGAACCGGGACAAAAAGAAAGUAGACGGCCGAAAAGGCGUGCUACUCUCUUCGGUGACGCGCAAGCGGAAAAAGUCGCGAAGACGUCGGACGCCGUCUCAGCAACGGUCACAAUCGGAACAGCAACCGGAACUGCAGCAACAGCAGAACGCCACGGACGACCGAGACAACAUGGACGGAGGGAUGUACGUGGAACCGGAUGUGGAAAUAGUGGCGGCGUCAGCGGCGGUGUUGGCGUCGGAAGCUGACCCGUCGGCGGUGGCAGUGGCCAUGGAUGACGGUGAAGAUUGUGACGAUGGUGACGAUGGUGAUGACGGUGACGACUCGGGUAGCCGUUCGUCGACGCCCCGCCGAAAACGGUUGAGGUCACCCGACCCUCCAGCACAACCGGUCACCCCGCCACCACAACCGGAGCCACCGCCUGUCACUUCAGCGGUAGCCAAACCCAAUGUGGCUGCCGACAGUCUGCGGCCGUGCGCCCUGGUAGCUCCGCAAGGACGAGAACGAUGGUUAUUGGGUAGUAGACAGGGCAGUGCAAACACCAGUGAAGGAAACAAUAGGGAUUCAUCACUGGAUGACUCAGGUGUAGUAGAUGAUCAUGAUGAUGGGGAAGCGACGUCGCAAUCACAAUCCCAUCACACUUCACCACAACCACAGCAAUGCGGAUACCAUCAAUUACCUCAGAAUUCCGCCAACGAUAAUAGUUUAGCUGUAUCAAAAAGCAUUAAAGUGAUCAAAUGCAAUGGGCUGAAAACAAAACCAUUUGGCCGCAACGGCGAGGCCGAGUACGUGUCUCAGGUGGUGGUUAUUGAUGAUUUAGUUGAUCGAAAUUGUUCGAAUUGCAACAGAAAUUGCAUUGAUUACCAGACAUGGUUGAGGGUCCAAAACUGCCUGCAUAAAGUGGUCAGAGAUCCAUUAUUUGAGUUGUUUAUUAUGGCAUGUAUUAUAUGCAAUACAAUAGUGUUAGCUAUUGAACAUCACGGGAUGUCACAAAAUGUACGUAACAUUUUGGACGUUGGAAACAAGGUUUUCACUACUAUUUUUACUGUGGAAUGUCUAUUCAAGUUGAUUGCUCUGAGUAAUGAAUUCUUCAAUUGUGGUUGGAAUAUAUUCGACAUGAUCAUUGUGACUGCUAGCUUAUUAGAUUUAUCAUUUGAAAUGAUCGAUGGCUUAUCAGUUCUUCGCUGUUUGAGACUGCUUCGAGUUUUAAAAUUGGCUCAAUCUUGGACUACUAUGAAAGUAUUAUUGAGCAUCAUAAUAUCGACCAUCGGAGCUCUCGGCAACCUUACAUUUGUCCUAAUCAUCAUUAUAUACAUUUUUGCUGUCAUCGGCAUGCAACUAUUCUCAAAAGAAUAUAUGCCAGAAAAAUUUGAUCCAGAUCCUGUACCAAGAUGGAAUUUUUCAGAUUUUUUUCACUCGUUCAUGAUGAUUUUUCGAAUUCUUUGUGGUGAAUGGAUUGAACCAUUGUGGGAUUGUAUGAAAGCUGAAGAGAAAGAGGGUUUCGGUAUAUGCUUCGCAAUAUUUUUGCCCGCACUGGUGAUGGGUAACUUCAUGGUUCUUAACUUGUUUUUGGCGUUGUUACUCAACAGUUUCAAUUCUGAAGAGUUAAAAUCAAAAAAAGAGCAAGGUCAACAAGAAGUAGACGAAGAAAUGGCUCAUUACAGAGAAAGAUGGGCCCAUCAUGUUAGAGUAAUCAGUAACGUUUGCCAAAAGUGUAGAGCUCAAAAUUCGUCAAGGAGGUCCUCAAUUUCUUUGUCGAAUAUCCCAAAAGAUACAAUUGUAUCUCUCUUAGAUUAUGAGGAAGUCGGGGAUGGCUCUAAACUGGAAAGAAGUUUUCAACGAAUCCGUUCAAUUAUCAGGAAACGUAAGCGUCGACAAUCACGAACUGAGACAACUAGUUGUGAUACUUCUGUAAAUUUUAAACUGGAAAAUACAGUCAAGCAGCUAAUGCGAAUCAAAAAUGAAAAAAAUAAAUUGAAAACAGAAAUGAUUAAUAUAUCGGAUGAUGAAAUAUGCGAGAAACAGCAGAACUGUGAAUAUGACAUAGAAAUUACCAACAAUCGUAUAGAAUCUGAUCAGAACGAUGGGACGUCAUUAGUACUAAAUGCUGGAUACUUAGAUCAACAAGAAAAGACUGAUCGCCGAAUUCAGAGAGCUAUUACCGAAGAUUCUACUGAUACAGGAUAUAACCAAGGACCACUCACAACUCAACAGACGUCAGUAUUUAGUUGCCAGGAAUCAACAUCUGAUGAUUUAUUAUACCAUCAAAUCAUGCAAGACGCCAUGUGUUAUGCACCUACAUUAACAAGAGACUUAGACUUACCAAUGCUAGAUGAAACAUUUGAGUUAUCCGAACAUUACCGCACUAGUCCACCACCAGCAGGUAUACAUCGAAGAUCAUACAUAUUGGCCACCAGGCAAGACAGCAGUAAAGAUGAAAUUGACGAUCAAGAUGAAACGUGUUUCCUGAAACAAAAAAAUAAGGAUAUAAUAAUUGAUGAAAAGUCCAAAAAGAAACCUUGGAUAACACUUGUAUCUUAUGUGGACGACUUAACCGUCGGUGGAAGAAGGGACUCCCAAGGAAAUUUCGUUGAUGCCGCUCCCAGUUUUCCAGGGUUUGGCAGAAAUAAACAAUCAAAGGCACCACUAGAAUGUUUUCCUUUUAAUUGCUAUCAAAGGAUUGGAAUAAAAAAAGAAUGGGUUGAUACUUGUUUCGGCGACCGAUGGAUGACUUUCCGACAGAGAACUCUCGUGGUAGUCGAUACUCCAAUAUUUGAAUGGUUUAUACUAGUGUUGAUUUUUGCGUCGAGUGUAACUUUAUGCUUCGAAGAUAUUUACCUAGACGAUAACAAAACGCUCAAAACUGCAUUAUAUUGGACUAAUUUUACGUUUUGCGUUAUUUUCACUAUUGAACUUAUGCUAAAAUGGAUAGCAUUAGGGGUUUAUAAAUACUUUAAAAGUUUUUGGACAGCUUUAGACUUCAUUAUUGCAAUGAUGUCAAUUUUUAGUUUACUAAUUGAUGAAAAUGAGAAUUUAAAAGUUCUACGGUCGUUAAGAACUCUCCGAGCUUUGCGACCACUCAGGGCCAUAUCAAGAUGGCAAGGGAUGCGAAUAGUUGUGAAUGCUCUGAUGUAUGCAAUUCCAUCAAUUUUUAACGUUCUGCUGGUUUGUCUUGUGUUUUGGUUGAUAUUUUCAAUCAUGGGUGUGCAGUUUUUUGGUGGAAAAUUUUUUAAGUGUGUUGACGACAACGGAGACCGUUUAUCCGUAAACAUUGUCAAUAACCGCAGUGACUGCAUGCUCCAUAACUAUACUUGGUUAAACUCAAAAAUAUCAUUUGAUAACGUGGGCAUAGCUUAUUUGGCUUUAUUUCAAGUUGCCACAUUCGAAGGUUGGAUGGAAGUAAUGGCAGAUGCUGUAGACGCUCGUGGUGUAGACUUACAACCUGAAUAUGAGGCAAACUUGUAUGCUUACAUAUAUUUUGUCAUAUUUAUUGUAUGUGGAGCAUUUUUCACUCUAAACCUUUUCAUCGGUGUUAUAAUUGAUAACUUUAACAUGCUUAAAAAAAAGUACGAAGGCGGAGUAUUAGAAAUGUUCUUGACUGAAAGUCAAAAGCAUUAUUACACGGCCAUGAAAAAACUAGGCCGGAAAAAGCCACAAAAAGUAAUUAAGCGCCCAGUCAAUCAAUUUAUGGCAAUAUUUUACGACUUAUCGAAUUCCCGAAGGUUUGAGAUUGCAAUUUUCGUAUUGAUUUUUUUAAACAUGCUGACAAUGGGUAUUGAACAUUACAAUCAGCCUGAUCCGGUGUUUUUCAUAUUAGAAGUCUGUAACGCAUUUUUUACCACUGUUUUUGGAUUAGAGGCUUUAGUGAAAAUUAUUGGUCUUCGAUUUCAUUAUUUUACUGUUCCUUGGAAUGUUUUUGAUUUUUUGCUUGUCUUAGCAUCCGUUCUUGGUAUACUUAUGGAAGAUAUCAUGAUCGAUUUUCCAGUAUCACCGACACUUUUGAGAGUAGUUCGCGUGUUCAGGAUUGGUAGAAUAUUACGAUUGAUCAAGGCCGCCAAAGGUAUACGGAAACUGUUAUUUGCCUUAAUAGUGUCUUUACCAGCACUUUUCAAUAUUGGCGCACUACUCGGUCUGAUUACUUUUAUAUACGCCAUAAUCGGUAUGUCUGUUUUCGGGCAUGUCAAAAAACAAAAAGCCAUUAAUGACAUGGUAAACUUUGAGACUUUUGGUAGGAGCAUGCAACUGCUGUUCCGGCUAAUGACAUCAGCCGGGUGGAAUGACGUACUUGAAUCACUUAUGGUGCAACCACCGGAUUGUGAACUUGAAUCUCCAGGACUUCCGAACGGUAAUUGCGGACAUCCUAUUCUUGCGAUUACGUACUUUACGAGUUUCAUCAUAAUAAGCUACAUGAUCGUAAUAAACAUGUACAUAGCUAUUAUAUUAGAAAACUUUAACCAAGCUCAUCAGGAAGAAGAAAUCGGCAUUGUAGAAGAUGAUCUCGAAAUGUUUUACAUCCGAUGGUCUAAAUACGAUCCACAUGCAACGCAGUUCAUAGCAUUCAAUCAAAUAUCAGAUUUCAUUGCAAGCUUAGACCCACCAUUAGGCAUACCUAAACCAAAUAUCGUGGCUUUAGUCAGCUUCAAUUUACCAAUUGCGAGAGGCAACAAGAUACAUUGCUUGGAUAUACUCCAUGCACUCGUCAAACACGUGCUUGGCCAUGUCGACGAAACAGACGAAUUCAAAAAACUACGAGAUCAAAUGGAUGUGAAGUUUAAAAAACAAUUCCCAACACGUAAGGAACUGGAAAUCGUGUCAUCUACGCGUCUGUGGAAACGUCAAGAUAAAGCCGCGAGACUAAUACAAAGAAGUUACCGAAACUUCCGAAGACGGAAAAAAGACAUAACGGAUUUAUGUUCGGAUACGCAGUCUUCAAGCCCCGGAGGUUGGCAGUCACGUCUUUCGUCGUUCCUACAUGUUAAAGGCAUGUCAAUCAGUGGUAUUGGAGGAGGUAUCGGUAGUAGUUCAAGAGCUUCGUCCAGAAAAUCUUCAAGAGCCUCCGACACAUCUGACAUAUCUGAACUAGGAGCGUCGCUCUGGCUUAACCUACCAUUGUUUUUAUUAUCUAACGCUCAGUUAGAUACGACGAGUAAAAACGAAGAACAGUCACCCAAGAAAAAAUCACACGUGGAAGGAGGUGGCGGCCCGGUGCACAUCACGAUCAGCGAACCGUCGCCCGAGGCCAAACCGAACGCGGUGCUGCCGCUGUCGCUGGACGAGGGCGGCGACGUUGCGGCCGGAAGCGCGGACCGGAAGCAACAGCAACAGCAACUACUUCAGCAGCAGCAGCAGCAACAGGCGGCGGCCAACGUGAGCAUCACCAUAACGGACGCGUCGCCGGAAAGCGCGUGCGGCGCGAGACCGUUGCCGGCGGCAGCGAAUGUGCAACAGCAGGCCGGCGGCCCAACGGCGCACAACAAACGGUUGGCGUUCCGGCGGGCGAGCGAAGCGAAAAUCGUGCAGCACAAGGCGCUGGUUCACCGGACAUCCGAAGGGCCGCACAGCUGAUGGGAAUUAUAAUGACACGUAUAAUAAUAUUAUAAUAUCAUUUAUACGCCUAACCUAUAUAUAUAUUAUACACCAUACACGAUAAUAAUUAUUAUAAUAUGCUAUACCGCCGGAGCCGUCGUUAUCUCGUUGUCGUUGUUGUUGUUGUUGUUUGUUGUUGUUUGUUUGUUGUUGUUGUUUUUGUUGUUAUUGUUAUUUUUUACUAUUAUUAUUUAUAAUCAUUAUUAUUAUUACUAUUAUUAUCAUCGUCGUCGUCGUCGUCUUCGUCCGUACACGGCGGGUACGGUUUUUAUUUUAUGUAUAAGCGGUGUACAGUCCACCCCAUCUCACCCACCCACCAACCCGCCCGUCGCUACUCCGCCACCGCCGACAUCGCCCAUGUAGUAUAGACGCGGAACACGACACAGACCGACGACCGUAUUACAGUAUAACCAAGCAGUCGUCAUCGCAUAAAAUAGGUAGGCUGUAACCGAUUUUUAAAACCACCCACAUCGAUGAUUCGACCGGAACAAUAUCGUCACUUGAGGCACAGUUCUCGCAACUUCGAACGUGAUCUAUGAUUUAUGUGUGCAGUUGUUACUAUAGUUGAUAGUGUGUCUCGGAUGAGUUGCAAUGUGACCAAAUUGUGUUGAAUUCCGUUGCUUCUUGCAGUAAUGCAGGUAGAGGUGCGCGCGACUUGGUGCGCUGUAUAAUUAUACGUCGUCGUUUUAAGUUGGAGAUUUCACAAAAUCGCGACCAAAAGCAGAACGAGAUCAUUCGUCUCGCCGGCGACCGAAUUACGCACAACUAAAAAACAUACAUUACGAUAGUAUAAUAAUAAUAAUAAUAUAUUAUUAUAGCAUUGCGUGUAAUACGUAAUGCAUUAUGCUACACGUGGCACGUCGUGAGUAAUAUUCGUCGUCGCGGUUUUCUCGUUUUCCGGUCGAUAAAUCCCGUCGUCGUGCGUACACGCCGUUUUGGGAAUUUUUACGUCCCCUUUCGCUUAUACUAUUAUAAUAUUAUAUACAAACGGGGUGGAGAGGAAGGCGGCCCCACCGCCCCCCUACCCACUACUUUUCACCGCCAGUAGAAGGGAUGAUAGUCGAGGGUGAGCGGACAUCGGACAAACCGCGAGCGCGAUAAUUUCGACGCGAAUUAGUCGCAUUGUCCGUCGUAUUUUGUUUUUGUUUUCAGUUUUUUACUAAUUUGUAGCUGUAUUAUUAUUAUCAUUAUAUAUAUAUAUAUAUAUAUAUAUAUAUAAAGUGGAUCAGACCUCGACAGUCAAUUAUAAACGGUUGUGCGUAUACUUUAUAAUGUAUACAUAUUACUUAAUAUACAUAUAUAUAUAUAUUAUGUUGCGCAGCAACUGCAGAACUCGUAACAAUGUGGUUCGCGAAAACUUUAAAUUCCUCCCUAUAUAUACCUCCUCGACUCACGCCUCCUGCAGCGGUUUUCCAUUAUGACUUUCGGAUAUUCACGACGCUCGUCCGCAAAACAACUCUGCAAUAAUUACUAUUACAUGCACUCGACUAAACCGCAUUGUUCGGUAUAGACAAUAAUAAUAAUAUACGACGUGUACGCUCUGUUCUUACGCUUAAUGUCUAUAGAAAAAAUAAAUAAAAAUUCACCACGCGGCUUUUAAAUAAAAAAAAAAAAAAAAAAAAAAAAAUGUGAACAUUUGGAGGAGACGUUUUAAAUUUAUCGCUUACCACGAUCGCGUAAUUAUACACACUCGUUGCCUUGGGCUUGGCUGUCUAUUUUUACAACGUAUUAGAUAUUUAUUAAAAGUGAUUUUUUUUUUUUUAAAUAAUAAUAUAGGCUAGAUAAUUUAAACAUAGUUCUUUUUACGCGUUUACGAUUAUUAUAUUAACAAACGCCACGGUUAAGUCAAUUUCCAUACUAUAUACCAUAUUAUUAUACAUAUAAGUACCUAUACAUAGGUUCAUGUGUCAAUUAUUUCAGAAACUUUAUAAUAAUAACAUUAGCUAUUAGAAAAUAUUAAAUAUCGUAUAGGAUUCUAGACAUUCUAGUAUUCUACUUAUUUGUUGCGAUAGUCUGUCUGAAACGGAAAUAUAUAAUACAAAUAAAUACAACUAUAUUUAUUUAUCAAAUGAUUUGUUAUUUUAAGGAAAAAAAUGAUUUAUUUGACAAUAACGUGGUUUAGGAUUUAUACCAAGUUAUCAAUAUUGUAUUUCGCAAUACCUACAUCGACCGUUUCUCGUCAUUGUAGGCACUUAACUCCACGUGUAAGUACAUUAUAAUGUACACACUAUUAGACCCACAGGUAUACUCUACUCAAAUAACACAAAAUAGUGGCGACAACUGAUGGGAAUGAUAUUAUAUUGUAUAUUAGAUUUCCAGUACACAAUGUUCCCGGUUCUAACUCGUCGUUUUUCGCAAGGAUCUAUACGUUUUAGGUAUCGCUCCUAUUGGCCAUUGCCACCGUGCACUAGUCGUCGUUCCGAUGAAAAUAUUUUGUAAUAAUUUGGACAUUCGACCGCCUGCAACCAGUUAUUCGUUUUUUAUUUUUGUCGUUUCGCCAUUAUAGUACGGAUUAACACACAAGUAGUUAUAAACUUAUAAACUGAUGACUAUUAUGACUUGUAACGUAAUAUAUAAUAGUAAUAACAAUCCAAGAGACUUAGACUUUUGAACACUCUUGUGUAAUGACAUUUAUAAUUAUCUUACUUUUAGUGAAAAGCUCAACAUUUUACGUCUUCAUACUCUCACUAGGUGCUAUACGCUAUAUUAAACUAAAUUCCAGAUAGAUUCGUGUUCAUGAUAUUUUUAUAGAUUUUUAAAGUAGUCAUAUUGCAUAGAUUAUGCAUAAUAUAUUUUAUAUUAUUACAAUAAUAGUAUAUGUACAUAUGUCUAGCAACUUUAAUAUAACGGAACCUAUUUAGGGGCCCGUUGAAAAUACACUAGGUUUUGAAUUUUUGAUUGUAUUGAUUGAAUUCUACUAAUAAAAUAUUAUUAUAUUGGGUGCAUAACUUGCGAGACAUUAAAUAAGUUGUUCAAAACAAACCAUCAUGCAAGUCUACUUACACAGUUGAUUAUUGUACCAACGAAACUCAUUAAUAUAUUCUAAAUUUUUUUAUACGUGUUUAAUAUAGGAAUGCAAUUAUUACUGUUUUUUUUUUUUUUUUUUAUAUUAACAUGGAAAUUAAAAAUUAAAUCGUAGAUAUAAACUAUAUAAUAAUAUUACUAGUGUUACCAUUUUAAUAUCAUAAGCCAGAGGCUAGGAGGUAUACACUGUAGGUCUUAUGCCCGCGAAAAAGUAUUUCCAACAGUUUAGGGACGUUCUUGUAUACAUUUUUAUACGAAUAAAUACUAAAAAAUUAUUUAAAAAAAAAAAAAAAAUUAAAUAUUAUACUAUUAUAAAUGUUUAGGGAUGUUGACUGAUUCGUGUCAAAUGAGUCAUGCAUGCAUAUUCCUGUUUAAUAUUCGGUGUAGUAUGAUACGCAAUAAUAAUAAUUUGACGAAAAACUACAGACUGACUAUACUGAAAAAUUUUAGAAAAUUAGAAACGCUUAUUUUGUACGGCAUCGCGCAAAUUUUUCGAAGGUUAUUUUUAAAAAAAAAAAAACGUUUAUUUCGAUUAGGUAUUGUUGUAUACAACCUGCGCAUAUCGUGUUGAAUAUAAUUGAAAUUAGGUGGGUGCGUACCCUACGUGUAAAUAGCCAUAUUUUAUAGGUAACCACUAACCCGCGUCAAUCACUCGCACCCAUAACAUAUUAUUGACAUCUCAGACACAUUAUAAUUAUAACGAAAUGGGAACGUAUUCGAUUUCAACGGUUCGAAGGUUCAACGUUGUUCAUUAAUAUUGGACGUUGCGCCGGUAAAAAGGGAUAUUACGCGUGUCUUGGCCAUUUUCCACUCUGUCCACUUACCGAGCUAUCUUGACGUAAAUUGUUGUACACCAAAGUAGUUUGUAUUUCCAAAAUAUAGUAAUAACAUAAUACAGAUAGAAUCUGACGACCGUUGUAACUAUCGUAUCCGUCAUUAGUUAUUACCUUCAAACUAGCGAGUGAUGAAUGAAAAAUCAAUUACAGCCAAUACAGAAACGAAUGGCCGUUUACCGAAAGCAGUCAAUAUAUUUUUACUUCACCCUCGCGCCGUCCGAUAACUAUUAUCGUCGGACACCUAUAGUCGAGAUAGGUGCUAUAUAUGCCUACUACUACCUAUAUCCUACCUAUUAAUUUUAUUUGCAAUAAUGGCGUUUAUUAUUUUCGCUGUUAUAUUGUGCACCAUGAUAUAGAAAAUGCGGAUUUUCCGUAGAGCAACUCUAUGUGAUUCGGGGGCUCACCCACACACCCAUUUGGACGGGGUGGAUAUGGACGCUUGCGAACCUUCACGAUAUGCCUUAUUGACUCGAUUACGCCAACGAGGCUUGGGACGGCUGCGUGUGAGUUUGCGUGUUCGUGACGGCUUGAUAAGAUCACAAUAUUAUGAUAUUACUUACCCUCCCGAUAAAAUAAUUUAAAUCGUACAGGUGGGGGUAUAUCUUUAAGCACGAUACAACGGAAACGUGUGUACGAUUAUCGAGGCGUUCGGAUAAAGUAUUGAACGAUGUUGCGGGCAAUUAUUAUGACACGUGUUGCAUAAGAUUAAUCAACGAGCCUCCAACGAGUUCCCAUUAUUUAUUUUCGUAAUCGUUUGUAUGAUGUUAAUCGCGCGUGGAGGAUACCCCGGCUACGCCAUAUUACUAAGGUCUAUGCUACGUAUGCGUAUAAUCUAUUAAAAUACCCGUGUUUGCGGUUACCUUUGCUUUUAUCGCAGGUGGCCGACAUUAAUUGGCUGUUAAUUUGUUGAAAUACGAUAAAUUGUCGUUGUAAUCAUUAUUGUAAGGUACCUGCACGAUGAGGGUUUGGCGAUUUAACGAGAUUAAUAAUGUUACGAUCGAUCUACAUUAUCUCGAUUAUUGUAUUACAAUCGGUGGCGACGACAUCCGGACGUUCCGGAUGUCGAACGUGUUCUUCCCCAAAAGUAGGUCAAAAUUAAAUAAUCGUGCGAAAAAAUUCCCGUCGAGCGCAUAUCUUACGACUGGUGCGGUGCAGGUGGUGGCGGGGGUGGCCGUGUCGGUGCACAGCAGUUUCGACUCGAGUCUUUACCGAUGUUUUACGAACAGACAAUAACUUAGCGCAUUUCAUGUGUGUAAAUAGUAGGUAAAUUAGCCGAGCAUGGGAGUAACCUAUUCAUAAUAAUAAUAAUAAUAUGAUGUUACGUUAUUAUUGAAACGCAUACGAUUUAUUAUUGCCGUCGUCAAUAACGUGAUAUAAUAUCUAAUCGUAUUAUAAUAUUGUUGAAGACCUCUUGCCUGCGUUGUAAUUUUAAGGUUUUUGGUUUUUUUUUUUUUAUAAUUUUUAAUAAUGACCUACGGUAAUAAUGAUGAUUUAUAGAAUAAGAAUAUUCGACGAACGCGUCGAGAAAAAAAAAUAAUAAAAUCCGAAAAACCCGAAAAAAAAUUGAAAAAAAAAAUAAAAACAAAAACAAUUGGAAUACUUAACGAUAGCAAUGUUAUCGAAUGAUCCGCGUACGAAUUGAAUCGAAAAUCGGCAAUAGGCGAAUGCGAUGCGUCGAUAGAACAACGAACACGGCGCGUAAUCCAUAUUAUGGUUGUCGUAUUAUAAUAUAAUAUUAGUACCGAUCGCAACAAUAUUCGCAAUGCGAUUCGUGCAACGAAAACGUAGACAUAUACAUAGGCGGAUAUUGGGGGGGGGACUUGGGGGGCUUAAGCCCCCCCCCCCCUGAAUGUAACAAACUACACGAGAUGUCAAAAUAAAUCGUGUAUUUUAAUAUACCUAUAUAUACUUGGCGCCUCUGCUAGAAUAAAGUAGGAGUACUGAGUGGCCACUAGUCAGUAGGUCGAAGCGUUUAAAAAUGUAUGUUACCGCUAUUGGAUAAGACAAAAACGUUGAGCCCCCCCCCCCCCACGGAUGUGACCAGAUAUGGCACAUACAUAGCACGAGGAUGAUGAUGAUAUCGCAAUGCCCACGAUGAUUAAUAAUUGGCUGUUGUAAUGUGUGCGCGCUCCACUCGACGGUGGACGGGGGAAUUUCGUUCGGAGAGUCGGCCGAAAGUCCGGUCGACUCGACGUCAGCUCUUUAUUUUUGUAUUCCAUUUCGCGUGAGCUAUUUUUUGAUCUGCCGCAGUUAAGAUAUUCCAAACUGACAUAAUAUUUAGGUUAGCACGUACACAAAUACAACGCGCGACAAUAAUUAUGCUCUGCGCCCCUUAUGCACCGGCCGUACAGUGUAGCGUACAAUAGGCGUGCGCAGAGAUUUUGUAUUGGUGCGGCACAAUUUUUUCUUGUGGGCGGGUACUCGGUUUAUGUUAUGACGGUUUUAUGGCAGUAUUGCGGUUGAAAUAAAAAAAAGACCAUAUUUAUACACAAUUACACAUUACUCUACAAUAUGUAAAUAGGUACCAACACUAAACCGCCAAACACACAGUCAUGAGACCAAUCGUCGAUUCCCUGGAACUAAUGUCUCGAAUUCUUCGAUCGUUUCCCCAUAAUCAAUUUCCGCGCAUACUCCUCGUCCAAUACUCAUAAAAAGUGAGCUGUCAAGACGCUCUCGAUAGCCCGAAGUUUUUGACUUUACAAUGUCAAGCUUGGAAAAAGCUCUCUCGCACGAACAACUCGUGACAGGGAUUGUAUAGUAAAUAAUUGCAAUGCUUUAUUGAAGUUAAUAAAAAUAUCUGCUCCGUCAGAAUGAUUUAGCCGUUGGAGCCACUGUGCUAUAGUCACUGUCGAUGUACCUUUAGGCAUUUCUGUGUUUGAAACACGUUCCAGUAGUUUGAUUUCACUUUUUAAACCGUCGAUAUCAAUAUCAAAUGUAUUGUUGUCCGUCUUAUUUUUAUUAUUUUCAAAACAAUAAAUUUCUUAUUAAAAAAACAUAAUUUUUUCGGGGAAAGUUAGAAAACUGAGAUUUAAGGAAUUAUUACAGGCCGUACCCGUGCGCACGCCUAUGGUAGACAGUGUAUAGGCGCAAUCGCGAUAAUAAUAUCAUUGUAGAAUAUCGCGGAAUUUUUUUUUGCGUAAACAUUAAUCCGGAAAAAAUUUCGAUGCACGACACAGAACCGGCGGUAACACGGCACAUGAUAUUUUGAUAUCGUAACCCGUCGUCGUCAUUAAUUGUAAUAAUAUAUUGCAAUAACACAUUGCAAUAACAAUAAUUAUAAUCAUAUCGUACGUGUUUUUUACAUACCAAUUUCAUCGAUUGUGCAAUGCCGCCGUGAAAACGUACUGUUGUCGGACUCGGUGGUGUAUUGGUACGCGGGUAUACGCCGUCUGCCCCCGUCAGAAGAUUUUCGAUUUUCCUACCCAAUGUGAAAUCGUAUUUUACGGGUAUACGCUUCCGAAAUGACCGGAAAACCAAAUGACAUUUUGAAAUGUAUUUAAUAGUUGGUAUAGGGAAAAAAACGUUAUUCGUAUUAAUGAAUUCGCGUGUUAAUGAAUUAUUCGUCGAUUGAAGUGUGUGUUGAUUAUAGGUUUUAUAACAAUAUGCGUUGCGUUUAAUGUAUUUUAAGUUCGAUUUAGUAAACCCGAUGUUGAAUACCAAAAAAACCUUUGUGGAAAAUUCUACAGAUUGUACCUAUAUAAUAAUAACGUUAUUAUUAUUUUAAUUUUUUUGACGUUCGAGUUGAUUUUGUUUCAUUUCCUAUUGUUGCGUUGUACAAAAACUAACAAAAUAAUGUUAAAAACUGUGUACCGAUUGAACUGCAACGACGUUAUGUAAUACGAAGAUAUUAUAAUUUGAUCGCAUGGGUUACAUACAUAUUUCAUCGGUGCGUAUACUAACCCAUAAAUAUAUUUACCAACCAAUACACCACCGUUGGCGGUCAAGUGGUUUUCUGUCGAGUCCAUCAUAACGGCCGUUUGGAAAUCAGUCGCACAAUGCAUAUUAUAUUAUAGUGCACGCCUAUUUGAUUUCGUCACACGUUGUCAGUGGCGGCUUGAACUUUUUUUUUCUUGAAUCACAUUUAAUAUUUUUACACCAACCACCCUAAAAAAAUUGUCCACUGCUCUCCAUGAGGUGAAUUCAUAGUUUUUCAGCGGAUAAGUUAUGCCAGUUAUAGGUGUUUAAUUGGUAUGCACAGUAAAUAUUAUAUGACCCUGUAUCACCCCCGAACCAUAUGAUAAUAAUUGUACUUAUAUUACAUAUCAAUAUAUUUAUAUUCCGUUCUUCACACGCGCGGGUACCGGGAUUAACCGCUUGACCUAAUGUCGGCUGUUACUGUACGACUUACGCUGAUACACAAUAUGUAGUCCAUAUAGAGCUGAACAUUAUAUUUCUAAUUGAAUUGCCAACUUUUAAAACGUCUUCAAACCAACUUUCCCGACCGCAGGACACCCACCCACCCACCCACCCAUUAAUAUUUCUAUGAAUCACACGAUUCAAAUGUGUAGGUACCUCCUUCGAGCCGCCACUGCACGCUGUACAUUGUUAUUUUAUCGAUUUCUUAACAUCGCAGUGCCCAAAUACCAUACAAUGCCAACAAAACGUCAUCGUGCGGACCAUGUGCAGAGGAUGUAAGUAAGUACGCAACUCGACUUGAGAUAUCCAACCGACAAUGUGGGUACACGGUAGUGUUUAUAGCACACACACACACAAUCGGCAUAAUAAUGUUAUGGCAAUGAUAGUAAAACAAAAAUAAUAAUAAUAAACGUACACGUAGUAAGUACCCUCGCCCACCAACAGAUUUAUCGUUUUUGUAGAUGUCAACGUCUUACAAUAUAUUAUUAUUAUUGCGUGAAAUAAAUGUAAUAAUAAUAUCGCCAUACCCACAUAACCCCCCCACCCCUCGUCACCCGCACGCCACAACGCAACGAAAGUCCGUACAAUCGUACCUACGCGUUGUUAUUAUUGUUGUUAUUAUUAUUAUUAUUACUAUUACCAUUAUUACUGUUUAUGAAUUGUAUGAAUUUUUUUUUUCAAAAACGGUCGGCCAACAAUAUUAUGAUAUUAAUGUAUUUAUUUUGUCGGUCCUGCUUUCGACUAAAUAGAAGAGCUUCAUAGCGUGUAACUCGUUAGAAUAUUAUUAUUAAUGACCUAACCAUAAUAUUAUACAUUAUUAAUAUUGUAUAAUGAUAAUAAUAUAAUAAUAUACUGUUACUAAUAUUAUAAACUACCUAAAUAUUGUACAUAAUAUUACACGUUUACAGACAUAGUGCCUAGACCUUACCACUGUGCCUCGAUUCUAGUUACAUAGGUUCUAUUUUUUCAAUCAUUUCGACGUGAUACUUUUACUGUCAUGAUAAUAAUAAUAACAAUAAAUAUAACAUACCUGUUAAAAUUAUUUCAAAUACUUGAAUUAUAAAAUUAUCAUUAGCGUCAUUCUCUUUGUAGGUUUUGUGGGUACCUACCUAAACACAGGAUUGCUUAACGUGAAAUGUAUUAAAACUUUGUGGGCUUAAUAUUUUACAUGUUAUUUGUUUGUGUUUAAUAUUAAUAAAACAAAUACAAAAUAUAAAAAUAUGGAUCUAAAUUAUUUUAUUCUAAAAGUAGUUGAAAUUAAAUACAAAAAAUGUAUUUAAAUACAUAACAAGUAUGAAUUAAUUUUAUUGAUGUUACUAUACACACAAAUUGUAAUUGUAGAAACGGUGUAAGUACAUAAUAUAUUACCUAACUUUUGACAAAAAUGUUGUCUCAUCUCUAUUGUGGGUACCAAAGUAUCAAUAGCAAUAUUAUUAAAUACCUAAGUAGGUUUUUUUUAAGAAACCUUUUUUUUAUUCCUAGUUUAGUUUUUACAUUUACAAACUUAUUAUAACUGCACUCUAGCUUAUGGUCUGAGGUAGUCGUUCAAGAUAAUAUUAUAUUCAUUUAGUUUAACGUAUGUACAAAUACAAUUACUAAUUAAUACAUAUUAUAAAAUAAUAUUAUGUUCACGUGUUUUACGAUAAUAGUACUAUCAAGAUCUUUGACGUUGUACUUUUGGAAUGACUUUUUCAAUCAAACAACUAUUAAUAUGGUUAUUAUUAUUAUUAUUAUAAACAUCCUUUUGUCAUAUAUUUGUUCUUGUAUUUUCAAUAUUUACAACUGUUAGACAGUUAAGUUUGAUAUAUUACGUUUUG